CGACCCUUUUUCGCCGUAUACAGUGCAAACCGAAGGUACGUCUUAGGAUAUUGAGUCAAGUGGAACCUUGUUCGCUGACGGUCAUAGAAAUGUCGGCAAGAGUGCAAGAAGUCUUGUCCUGUGGUCCGUACAGGCAAGCUCUGUAUCGAAGUCACCCCUGAGUCCAAGAUCGCUUUCAUUUCGGAACGGCUGUGUAUCGGAUGCGGUAUCUGCCCGAAGAAAUGUCCCUUUGGCGCUAUUCACAUCAUCAACCUGCCCACCAACCUUGAAACCCAGGUGACGCACCGCUACUCGGCCAACAGUUUCAAGCUUCAUCGGUUGCCCAUGCCCCGUCCGGGUCAGGUCCUGGGUCUGGUGGGAACCAACGGUAUUGGCAAGAGUACUGCUCUUAAGAUUCUUAGUGGAAAGCUCAAGCCAAACCUUGGACGAUAUGAUAACCCCCCGGAUUGGGAGGAGAUCCUCAAGUAUUUCCGUGGUUCUGAGCUGCAGAACUACUUCACCAAGGUCUUGGAGGAUAACCUGAAGGCUGUGGUCAAGCCUCAGUACGUCGACCAGAUUCCCAGAGCUGUGAAGGGACCUGUCAACACCGUGGGCCCUCUCAUCAAGGCCCGUUCCCAGAUGGACAACAUGGAGCACAUCAUGAAAGUUCUUGAGCUCGAGCAGGUCGAGGACCGUGAGAUUGCUUUGCUUUCCGGAGGAGAACUCCAGCGCUUUGCUAUUGGUCUGGUUUGCGUCCAGAAGGCCGAUGUGUAUAUGUUUGACGAGCCAUCUUCUUAUCUGGAUGUUAAGCAGCGUUUGAGUGCGGCCCGUACUAUCCGUGAACUGCUGCGACCUGACGACUAUGUCAUCGUCGUCGAACACGACUUGUCUGUUCUGGACUAUCUGUCCGACUUUGUCUGCGUUCUCUACGGUAGACCCGCAGUGUAUGGUGUCGUGACCCUCCCUGCAUCCGUCCGUGAAGGUAUCAACAUCUUCUUGGACGGCCAUAUUCCUACCGAGAACUUGCGAUUCCGAGAGGAAUCUCUCACCUUCCGUAUCGCCGAGGCGGGAGAUGACUUCAUGGCUGACAAGGCCCGUGCUUUCGCCUACCCUGCUAUGGAGAAGACUUUGGGCAACUUCCAUCUCAAGGUCGAGCCUGGAAGGUUCACUGACUCCGAGAUCAUUGUCAUGAUGGGUGAGAAUGGAACUGGAAAGACCACUUUCUGUAAGAUGCUGGCUGGUGCUGAGAAGCCGGACGGCAACAUGUCUGUGCCUCGUAUGAACAUCAGCAUGAAGCCCCAGAAGAUCACUCCCAAGUUCCAAGGAACCGUGCGCCAGCUGUUCUUCAAGCGUAUCAAGGCUGCCUUCCUCUCCCCACAAUUCCAGACUGACGUCUACAAGCCUCUCAAGAUUGACGACUUCAUUGACCAGGAGGUUCAGAACCUGUCUGGUGGUGAAUUGCAGCGUGUGGCUAUUGUCUUGGCUCUCGGUAUCCCUGCUGAUAUCUACGUUAUUGACGAGCCCAGUGCCUAUCUCGACUCUGAGCAACGUAUUAUCGCUGCUCGUGUCAUCAAGCGCUUCAUCAUGCACACCAAGAAGACUGCAUUCAUUGUCGAACACGACUUCAUCAUGGCCACUUACCUUGCCGAUCGUGUCAUUGUCUUCGACGGUCAACCAUCUAGGGAUGCCUGUGCGAACCCCCCGGAAUCUCUCUUGACUGGUUGCAACCGUUUCCUCAAGAACCUGGAUGUCACCUUCCGUCGUGAUCCGAACAGUUACCGUCCUCGUAUCAACAAGUACCAGUCUCAGCUGGACCAGGAGCAGAAGUUGAGUGGAAGCUACUUCUUCCUGGAGGAGGAGAGUUGAAAAGGGCGUCCAUGGCAGGCACCAUCGCGACCGCUACAGGCGUGACGAUCGCGAUUCUCACAAGCGACGACGACGAUACCGCGGCACGAAAAAAGGCGUUUGGUUGGUAGCAUUUUCUGGCGUUGGUAAAGGCGUUGUUGCUCGAGGCAGGGGACACCGUUGCAUGGGUCUCUC
Messenger RNA from Paecilomyces variotii, 2019 nucleotides. Its product is annotated as ABC transporter family protein. Gene Ontology annotation, molecular function: ATP binding; ribosomal small subunit binding; ATP hydrolysis activity. The transcript is spliced from 5 exons. Gene Ontology annotation, biological process: ribosomal subunit export from nucleus; translational initiation; translational termination. The record is from RefSeq and is a predicted model, not a curated record. Bases 325 to 1845 code for a protein of 506 amino acids. Lineage: Eukaryota; Fungi; Ascomycota; Eurotiomycetes; Eurotiales; Thermoascaceae.